This is a messenger RNA of Myripristis murdjan (pinecone soldierfish), 2732 nucleotides long. RefSeq names its product DET1 and DDB1 associated 1 (gene dda1). Gene Ontology annotation, biological process: positive regulation of proteasomal ubiquitin-dependent protein catabolic process. The record is from RefSeq and is a predicted model, not a curated record. Gene Ontology annotation, cellular component: Cul4-RING E3 ubiquitin ligase complex. The coding region runs from base 328 to 636 and encodes 102 amino acids. NCBI's taxonomy places the organism in Eukaryota, Metazoa, Chordata, Actinopteri, Holocentriformes, Holocentridae. The transcript has 5 exons.
GGGCGGGGUCGAGGAAGCAUCGGAACCAUCCAGCCAUCAUGCUAGCAGAACUCCUGUGGAACUAGCCUGCUAACUCAUGCUGUAACAACUGUAGAUUGUUUAUUUAUUUGUUUUUUUUCCCCCCCUUUUGAGCAUAGUGUCGAGGUUUUCGUUGCUACGGCGGAUUUAGAAUGGAAACAACAACAACAACUUGUUUGUGAAGGGCGUCUUUCUCCUGCGCAAGAGGACAUCUGUGCAUUGCUAGCUACUUAGCGAGCUAGCGCGGCUAACCUUAACUCGCAAGCUCCACAAGUCGGCGUACAGACGUUAGAAACAUCCGCCGUUAUAAUGGAAAAGGCUGAUUUCCUGAAAGGGCUUCCUGUCUACAAUAAGAGCAACUUCAGCAGGUUCCACGCAGACUCCGUGUGUAAAGCAUCUAACCGGAGGCCCUCUGUGUACCUUCCAACCCGUGAAUACCCCUCAGAGCAGAUUAUUGUAACAGAGAAAACCAAUAUCCUCCUGCGCUACCUUCAUCAGCAGUGGGACAAAAAGAAUGCAGCAAAGAAGAGAGAACAGGAACAAGGUGAGAGCGACAGCCCAGCACCUCCACGGAAGAUCGCCAGGACAGAUAGCCAAGAGAUGAAUGAGGACUCAUAAGUGUGUGUGUCUGUGUGUCCGUGUGUUUGUGAGUGUGUAUGAUUGCGUUUACAGGGCAUAGCCAAUAUAAAUGAAACAUAAAAGCGUUGUGGUGGUUCUGUAGUAUGGCAGGAUGCAUUUCCUGGCAUGAAAUCAGCCCGUUCAUCCCAUAAUGAGUGAGGGAGAUCCUGAUGACUUCAAGUAGAAUUAUUCUUAUCAUCUGAUGCAUCUGUUUAUUAAUGUAACGAGUGUAUUCCAGGAUGAAGGAGACCCUUGCAACACAGUUACCACACAUGGAGAUAAUGUAACCAGAAAAUAUCCUAAAUGAUAUUGAACAGUUUUCCCCACAAGAAAAAAAAAGAUACUUCUCAAAGUCACUGCUUGGUGACUGAAAUUAUCUUGACCUUCUUGGACAUGAACAGAGCCAUCAUCAGUGAGGAAACCUCAUAAUGAUGUUGCUUUUAUUAUUUUUUUUGGCCUCACCCUGUGUUUGUUGGUGUAUGUGAGGUUGUUUGUAUGCCUGCUGAGCUGUAUGUGUGUAUCAGGUGAGUGAGUCGAUGAAAGAAUGGCAGAGCAGAUUGAACGUCAAGAGAUGGACUUGACAGAAAUGUCAGCCACUACACUACCCUUAUAAAGAGUCUCAUACUGGUAUGUGACUUGUGUAGCUUUCUGUCAAAAAAAAAAAAAAAAAAAAAACUACUGGAAAGAGUCUGUCCUGAUUAGUGCAAAGAGAUUUUGUUACUGUUUUAUUUUUAUUAAAACUAUUAUUGUUUAUGUUUGGCAAUGAGCUUCCUGCCAGCCACAGUGCCCACCCUCAGUUUCACUGCCCACUCUGCAGCCACAUGGGGGCAUUGCAACAUUUCUCCACACCUUGAUUCAGCAGAACCAAGAAUGCACUGUGAAGAACAGCACAACAUAGGAGAAACUCUUCCAGAACACCCCUUAAAUUUGUGUUUAUGUUCAAUAACAAUAUCUCAGUUCUAUUUUGGGGCUUGUGCUUGUUGGUUAAAUGUUGUGUUGGUGUUUCUGAGAGAUACUUUUUACAUCUAGCGCCGCCUUCUGGCUAACCGAGGCAAGUAAGACGAAUGGGUUCAGCAAUAGAUUGAUCUAAGGUUUACCUGCUCUUUCCUCAAAGGAUGUACGAGUUGAAGAAUUUAAAAAGUUAUCUGAAAUAUUGAAUUGCAAAUUUAUAAUGUUUGAGUUUUCAAUUGCACAACUAGGUAACAGCACAGGUAGUGAAGAAAAAUAUGUACAGUACAUGUAUGGCAAAGGGAAAAUUUAUAGCCUACAUUAUGUUGUGUGUAAAUAAUAGCCAGUGCCAGAUGUAGUUUCUCCAAUGGAAUAACAUUGUGUCUGCCUUUUUGUAAUAUUAUACAUGUCCAUGGGUAUUGUACACAAUGACCCCUGUAAAGAAAAGAGAAGAGCUCCGAUGCCCAGUGGAAGUUAUCUUGCAAUGUGUGUUAAUGUUUCCAGGGCUGGUCCAAGUGCUCUGGGCCAGCAGUAAAACUAAGGGGGGGGAGCGGGAGGCGAGGCAUUCUCUUCCUGUGACUUGGGAAGAUAUCCAGCCGUCUAACCUUUCCUUGUGGUUUGGCUCCUUUUCCUCCCCGGCUCGGGGCUCAGGCUAGCUGUACUGGUUGUCCUGUGCUGGUGUCAGCCCUGCAUGGUUUUACUCUGAGAGCUGCAUCGAGCUGAACACAGCGGGUUUGAAAAGGGUAUUAUAUUUUCUGCCAUGGAAUGCACAAUAAGCAUGCACAGCAAAGUGCAGUCGCCAUCCUGCCUUGAUCCUGAGAUUCAGUUUGUAUUGGUGUCAAAUACUGAUCAACACUGAAUAUAGACCUUUUUUAAAUGUGAUUGUUAACACUGCCCAGCACAUUCACGGCAAAGCCUCCUGUCCUUUUAUCGGUAGAUGCUGCAAUGUGGGUUGACAGUGUGGUCAGUCAUCUCUCUUCCUACCUACAGUGUACAUACCCUGUCUGUUUUUGAAGCGUAAAACCAUGUUAUGCUUCUGCUCAAAUAGUUUGACUGUUCAAUAACACCCUAAGCCUUGCCCCAUCUUAUGUGUAUUAGAUAACUCUGUUCUUUUUAGCUUUGCUGGAAUAAAACUGGAUUGAAACUCA